AUGGCCAGAGAGAGUCCAGGGUCGUGGUUUGUGCUCUGGGUCUGUUUGGUGCUAGCGGCGGACUUUGGUGAGGGGCAGGAAGAAAAACCCUUUGGUGAAACAUGCCUGGAAGACUAUACAGCAGGGAUGCCAGAUUUGGUGCUGGACACAGACGCCUCCGUCCAGAACGGAGCCACCUUCUUGUCGUCCCCCAUGGUCCAGCGCAGCAGGGACUGCAUGAGGGCCUGCUGUAAGGACCCCUCGUGUAACCUGGCUCUCGUGGAGCAGGUCCCAGGCGCAGAGGAAGACCACAUCCAGGGCUGCUUUCUCCUCAACUGCCUCUACGAGCAGGCUUUCGUCUGCAGGUUUGCCAGGAAGACCGGCUUUCUCAACUUCCUGAGGAAGGACGUGUAUGAUGCCUACCUGGCAAUGCGGGAUCACGGAUCUAGUGAUGACCAUCCUCCAAUAGCCCGCACUGGCAUGGACAUGAGGGUACAGCCGGGGGAGCCAGUGAUGCUGAGAGGCACAGAGAGCACAGAUGACCAAGGCAUAGUCAGCUAUGAAUGGAAACAGGUCCUUGGAGACCCCUCCGUGAAGAUGAAGAAGCACGAAGAAGAUCAGGUAGAAAUCUCCAACCUAAAGGCGGGGACUUACGUCUUCCAGCUUACUGUCACAGACACUGCACAACAACAAGACUUCACCAACAUCACCAUCAUGGUGCUGAAUUCUGAGCAGACUGAAGAGCAUUGUUUGACUCCUAAGAAGGUGGGUUGGUGUCGGGGAUCUUUUCCACGUUGGUUUUACAACCCAAGCCUUCAGCAGUGUGAGGAGUUCAUCUUUGGUGGCUGCAAGCCCAACAAGAAUAACUAUUUAUGGGAAGAGGAAUGUGAACUUGCCUGCAAGAAUGUUAGAGGUUCUGUUGGUGGGCGACAACCGCCAGUGUGCAAUGGGAACUGUCAGUCCCCCUUCUUCAGAUGCAAUGAUGGCUGCUGCAUUGAUGCCUACCUGGAGUGUGAUGAGACCCCCGACUGUGCUGAUGGAUCAGACGAGAUGUAUUGUGAACAAUAUGCUCGUGAGUUCAAUAGACUGCAGAAAAUCAACAUCACACGUAAGCAGAGUCACUGUGUGGACUUGCCUGAUACUGGACAGUGCACCGAGAGCAUCCCCCGCUGGUACUAUAACCCAUUUUCUGAGAAAUGUGACCCCUUCACCUAUGGGGGCUGUGGUGGCAACAACAACAACUUUGAAGAAGAGGAAGAGUGCCUGAAAUCGUGUUCAGGCGUCACAAAAGCAGAUGCCAUUGGUCGGAGAUGGGAAUCGUUUGAGUCCCAAACAGCUAUGUUAAGUCCCUUUGAGGUGGUGAUUGCCGUGCUCCUUGUGGUCUGCAUCAUGGUGGUCCUGGUGAUCAUCGGCUACUUCUUCCUGAAGAACCGGGAGAAGAGCCGCCGCCGCCGCCGCCAGCCGCCCACUGCUACCAAUUCAACUGUCUCCACCACAGAGGACACUGAGCAUCUGUUUUACAGCAGUGCCACCAAGCCAGUCUGA
This is a messenger RNA of Chaetura pelagica (chimney swift), 1524 nucleotides long. RefSeq names its product serine peptidase inhibitor, Kunitz type 1 (gene SPINT1). The transcript is spliced from 10 exons. The coding region runs from base 1 to 1524 and encodes 507 amino acids. NCBI's taxonomy places the organism in Eukaryota, Metazoa, Chordata, Aves, Apodiformes, Apodidae. The record is from RefSeq and is a predicted model, not a curated record. Gene Ontology annotation, molecular function: serine-type endopeptidase inhibitor activity; protein binding.